CUAGGCUCUAAUCCCCCAAGCGAGGCCGGUACCAAGGCGGGAAAUUCUAAAGAUGGCUUCCCGAGGAGGGUUUCUCGUCGGCGAUGGAGCACUUCGCCGACGUAAACCCACUCAAAAGACUACAAACACAGCACUAAAGGCACACAAGACAACAAAGCGCAAGAAAAGAAAGCCUGAAUGGGAUAGCACAGUGAACGAUCUAAAUGUUUACAAGGCAUCCGAGGAUGAAGUGAGGCAUAGACAUGAGGCACACAAAUCUAAGAAUUAUGGCCUCCCAAGAAAGCAAGCAACUAAUAAAGAAAACAGCCCAGGUUAUAUCACUACACCAAACAGUGCUCAGAGAAAACAGGCCAUCUUACAGGAAAUUUUGUAUGGCCGAGACCAGUUCCAAGAUGUUCUUGCUGAGUCAGAUAGAACUAUGUCUGUUGUAAAGGAUCUAUUUGGAGAUGAUCCAAAGAAGUACAUGGGAUUUCCAAACAUCACUGUACCACCUCAAGUGUUGUCUGAAAACACUGAAAGAAAUGGUCCAAUCGCUGAAGUGCCUGAGGCUCAAACACAGCUGACACAACUAAGCGAGUCGGUAAUGCAGACCACAGCACUGAAUGAGAUCUCAGAAGACGAGGGGAACAGUAGUGGAACAGAGCCCUCCCCGCAAAGUAAUCAAAACCAGGCAGCUCAGAGAAUGACCUUCCAACCAAGACUAGACCUGCAGAAGUUUAAAGAGUUUGUAUCGCAAGAGCAAAAUGAUAGUGGGCAGCCAAGUUAUGAGGUCAAAAAUCCUAUAUCUGCUAGUAGAAGCCAGGGGAUACCACCAGGAAAGGUAUUACAGCCAGCAGUACAAGCUGAAGAUCACAGCUCAUUCCUGAGUGGCACAAGCGGGAACACCAUUCUUGCUGGAGCCCCUAAUUUUAUGUUUCCAGCCCAACAAUCAUCCGGGGAGCCAACCGCCAUUGCUGAAAUACCAGGCAGUGAACAGCUGGAACAAACAGGUGAGGUCAAAGCAAGGGUCAAAAGUAAUGAAAAAGCACCAAAAUUGAAAGCAACUGUAAAGCCUGCACAAGGGCCAAAGGGCCUGAGAUGUCUAGAUGACCUGAAAAAGAUGGUGGAGAACCUGGAGGAUGAGAUAGCCGAGUAUGAAAUGGAGACUGGCAGAGAGUCAAGUGGAAAAACUAAUCAGACCAACUCCUUCAGUGGCUACACAUCUGCUCUUGUCAUGGCUGUCACCAAGCUAAUGAGAUACCUUAAAGAGAGUGAGAUACAAAGAAGAGCUGAGGCAGUUAUUAGAGACCAAAUACUGCAGGGGUUUGCAGAGCAGAGAACUCUUAUUGAUGCUUUGACUAAUGAUAUUGUUCAGACCCAGGAACAGAACAUGAUUCUCCAAGAAGAGAUGCAUGUCUACCGUACCAAUACAGACAACCAACUCCACUACCUUACACAUGAGUUGCAGACUGUUCUGAAGAGUUUUGAAUAUCACACUGUCCAAAGCACCAUUAAUGCAUUGCACUCUACCAAACCAGUACAACUCCACGCUGGUACCCGUGCAACAAAGUGUGACGAAGUACUUCCUGGAAAUGAUCUACCAUCUGGUGAAAACCCAGUGGUAUCUAGAGUGCAGACAGAAGGAGCAUACAUCCCGGUGUCUAGAGAUGGUUAUGAUGAGGAGCAGUUUAAUCUACCAAGAGGAGAAACAGAAAAAAAUAUUCAACCACAGCCAACAGUUUUAAGCAACGCAAGCCAGAAGGGUCCUACAAAUCUGGAAUCUGUGCAUCAACAGAUCAAGAAUCCAACCUAUCAAACAAUACCAGAGCCUGAUGCUUGGGUUCCUUCUCAUCAACAACAGAUUGAGAAGCCACCCUUUCAAACAAGACCAGAACUUGAUCCAUUGAUCACACAGCACAUGCACAUAGAUAAUGCAACAAAAAACAUUACUCCACAGCCAGAAAACAACCAAUUACCAGGCAGCAUUGCUGCUCCUCAGCAGCAAAAAUUUGCACCAUCCUAUCAGUCCAAUGUGAGUGUGGCAACAAGUCAGCCACCCCAGCCUAUGAGUCAGAGGGCGGAUCCUCAUAGGACACAGCCCUCAGUUGAUGGCGCGUCAUAUGUGACUUUUGACCAUAAUAACAACGUCAGGCUUCAGUCCAUGGAUCCGUUCAAUCCCCAGGCCUACCUAGCUCCCGUCACAUCUGUAGGGGUAUUAGGUGUGUCUAACUUUCAAAAACACAAUACAGCUAACACUAGGAACAAGGAACAACCCAUGAACCAUGUGAGCCUUGGGUAUCAAAAAGCACCAAAAGGGAGUAGCUUUGAUUCAUCUGCACCUUUGAGUAGUACAAAUGGCACAUCCUAUCAUGGUGGCAAGCCAUCUAAAAAUACAGUCAACAUGCAACCAUAUUUUGCACCAGUUUGGGGAUCCAAUACCAAUACUACUACGACUACUUCUCCAAAUAUGUCUUCAACAAACUAUACCUCAAGUGUGUUGACUAAAACUGUUAUCACAUCAGAUGAUUAUUCUAGAACUACAAGGCCAGAAAGCACAUUGAUGACCCAAGGGACUUCACAACAAACCUUGUCACAGCCUGUUGUUAGCAGUACAGAAAACGGACCUCUAACUUAUCCAAACAAUGAACUCUCUCAAUCCCUUCUCAAGGAUGCUGUUGCUAAGAUGACAAACAGUGAUUGGGACAGUAGGCGGGAGGAGUCAUUCAUUGCCAGGUCAUUCCUAAAAGAGCAGCAAGCUACCGAGCAGUUACGCCAGAGGCUUGAAGUGAUUGCGCGCAAGCAGAAAGACAUAGCAGCUACACGGGCAGGACUUGCGACUGGGGUGAACCGGAAUAAACAACCUGUUGUUGAGAUACCUGCAGGCCACUCACAGCAGCCACCCUCCCCACAUGUGCACUUUAAGGACCCCUUGGUAGCCCCUAAUCAGUCAGGGUCUGACCCUCCCAAGAAGUCCCCCAGUGUCUCGCCCAUCCCAUUCAAGGUCCCCAUGGUCCCUCCUGUACAUAAGGUAGAUAAGGCAGGAAGGGGGCAAGAGCGACGUGUUGUGGUAAACCUGCCGUCUGCAUGGUCAGACGUGUCAUCUACAUUAUCAUUAUGAACUCCUGGAAUAUGAAGGACAUCAGUGACUAAUUCCAUUAUAAUUUAUUUUAUUCAAUGUUCUGUUUAGGUCCAGCAAUUAUAUAUUACAUAAAUUAUGAGUAGAUGUCAAAGAACAAUUUUUUUUACUGCAAUGAGUUUGUGUGUCAUAGUAAAAUAGGUUCGUUAUUUGUAAUAUUAGCUAACCAUUAACCAUUGGUAUGUCAUUCAUUUAAAAUCAAACAAAAGACAAAUUUGUGUGUGCAUUUUUUAAAUCAGAUUAUGUAUGUAGGUAACACUCAACUACUGUAGGGGUUCGACUCGAAUGAAAAGUAUUGUAAAAAUGCUACCCUCGCCCUUGUUAAAUAAACAACAUUUUAUUAUA
Messenger RNA from Nematostella vectensis (starlet sea anemone), 3460 nucleotides. Its product is annotated as spindle and centriole-associated protein 1. Gene Ontology annotation, biological process: metaphase chromosome alignment; regulation of centriole replication; mitotic spindle assembly. Lineage: Eukaryota; Metazoa; Cnidaria; Anthozoa; Actiniaria; Edwardsiidae. The record is from RefSeq and is a predicted model, not a curated record. The coding region runs from base 53 to 3097 and encodes 1014 amino acids. Gene Ontology annotation, cellular component: centrosome; centriole; spindle. The transcript has 14 exons.